Malania oleifera is the source of this 477-nucleotide messenger RNA. RefSeq names its product secreted RxLR effector protein 161-like. Lineage: Eukaryota; Viridiplantae; Streptophyta; Magnoliopsida; Santalales; Ximeniaceae. The coding region runs from base 1 to 477 and encodes 158 amino acids. The transcript has 3 exons. The record is from RefSeq and is a predicted model, not a curated record.
AUGGUUUGUACCAAACCAGACAUUGGCCAAGCAGUGGAAGCAAUCAGUAGAUUCAUGUCUAAUCUAGGGAAGACUGACUGGGAAGCAGUGAAGCGAAUCUUCAGGUACCUCAGAGGUACUAUUGAUAAGUUCUUAUAUUUCGACAAAGGAGACUUGAAAGUCAAAGAGUAUGUAGAUGCCUAUUUUGCUAGUGAAAUUGAUCACCGCAGGAGCACCACCGGAUAUAUGUUCAAUGUUGGCAAAACAGCUGUUAGUUGGAUGUCACAGAUAAAAAAGAUUAUUACCCUACCCACUACAGAAGUUGAGUACAUAGUAGUGAUAGAAACCAGCAAAGAGAUGAUUUGGCUUCAGGUGAGCAAUUUGGCCGUCCGGAUAAAACACAAACUGGACAACCAGGAUUGCGCCACGCUGCCUUCUGAAGGCACGGUCCUAGUUGGGUUAGCUCAUUUGGAUUUGGCUAUGAUUGAAUUGGGCUAG